This is a messenger RNA of Trypanosoma theileri, 489 nucleotides long. Its product is annotated as Tbingi protein. Lineage: Eukaryota; Euglenozoa; Kinetoplastea; Trypanosomatida; Trypanosomatidae. The transcript has a single exon. The record is from RefSeq and is a predicted model, not a curated record. The coding region runs from base 1 to 489 and encodes 162 amino acids.
AUGCCACAAAAAACGAAUUCCAUCACUGUACGAUACAAGACAACGAAAACAAGAGACCUUCCGGCAUUAAUCUGCCGCACGUGCGGUCACCAAUGUAUGGGUAAGUCAGGCCUAACUCUACACCGUAUGCCACGACACGGGUAUCAACCUAUUCGCGCGCACACCAGCCAACGCGACGAAUGCGACGAAACAGCUCUGCACCUCUUGAGUUGCCCCGCUCUUCAUCCACUGCGAGUUCAAUUUGCGAUAGUUGAUGAUGUACCCCUGAUGAAACCAUGUUUUUCUAAGCGGUUAGCACAGUUCCUUAUUGCGGUGGAGUGGAACUACACUAUGCCACAGACUUCACAACCAAGAAACCCUACACAGCCUACCUCCCCCUCUGUAAGGCCUCCCCAGCUCUCUAAAAUCAGCGACGAGCUCGAAUAUGGAAACCCUGAUAGAAGAGUAAGCUCAAGGCGUCUAUCGCCGACCAAACAAGUAACAAAAUAA